CUUUCCGCACCCUGAUCAUUGCUCAGAUUGCAAACGGGGGAGUGCGCCUGGGUGGCCGUGGGAGGUGCAACGGUAUUCCACGGACGGGGAUUUUGAUCACCCGACUUCUGCCAGCUUUGCCGUCACGGCUGUAGUGCCUCACUCAAUGCUCCGCAACCCUGGCAAAGCUUACGGGAUGGUCUGUGUGCGGAUAACCCGGGUGAUGUCGUUAACAUUAAUAUAUUGAUGUGGCGCAAGCCUGCCUGAGCUAUGAAGGAUAACCAUAAUGCUAAAUUCCAGCUUGCGCUGGAGGAAGGGGUAACUUCCAAGACGCCCAGCAAGAUUCCCCUUCUUCUGGCGGGAAUAUUUGUGGUGACCACCGUGGCCCUUCUGGUCACCACAAUUGUGUUCGGAUUGCAGAGGAACAACAUCGCGAGCGAAUUAGACAAGUUGAAGGCAAAACCACAGGAAUCUGGUUGGAUUUGCACCACCAAGCAGUGCUAUGAGUCUGCUUACACGUACUUGAGCAACAUGGAUCAGAGCAAGAAUCCCUGUGAUAAUUUCUUCGAGUACGCAUGCGGCGGCUGGAUCAAGAGCCACGUGAUUCCUGAGGACGAAACCAGCUACUCCGUUCUCAUUAAGAUCAGAGACAGUGUCAUAGACAAGCUGAAAGCUUUAUUUGAAGGAAGCCCGACCACCGGCGAGCCCGAUCCAUAUCACGUUGUGAGGAAUUACUACAAGUCUUGCGAGGACAUGGACACCAUCAACGAGCUUGGGGCCGAACCUCUGACUGACCUGCUUACGUCGCUCGGUGGUUGGCCGGUCCUCGGAGACAACCCAGCGGGUGGGAACUGGGACCCGGCCGCCUUCGACUUUGAGAAGCUGUGGGCCGACAUCAGGGGCAAAUACGACGUGCAGAUGUUCGUUGCUACUGAAGUAUCGCCUGUCCGGAACAAACCAAAAUAUACAUUGACUGCACAGAUACCAGAUUUUGGAGUUCCUUAUGAUGAGAUCGAGGAGAAAAAACGGCCUGGAAUCAAGACUUUGUUUAAGGAAAGCCACGACACUCGUUACAGAGGGGCGGAGAUUCUUUUGGAAGAGAAGUAUUCCAAAAUGAAGGAAGCGUACCGCCAAUACGCCAUCGACAUUGCGUUGGCAUUAGGGGCGAGUGAGGCUGUUGCAACACAAGACAUAAAUGAUCUCAUCGAGUUUGAAACAACUUUGGCAAACUUCACCGCUUUGUCAUAUUUUUCACCAGAAGAAACCACUCUCGGGGGAAUUGGAAUGAAUGUGACGGACUGGGUGCGUCUUUACCAGCUGAUGUUGCCAGAGAGUGUUCAGCAGGUUGUUACCGAGGACGAGCCGAUCGUCGUCUACUGGCCAGAUUAUAUGUCCGACGUGACAGCGUGGCUCAAAGACCAAGACAACAGGACCAAGGCCAAUUACAUGAUUUGGCGGCUCGUCGUCCGGAUGGUACCCUUCAUGGAUGAGACGUUCCUAGCCAUGCGACGGAGAUACUUCGAGGGCUUGAACCACACUGUAACCACCAUGGCCCGCUGGAAGAUGUGCGUCUCCAACGUUGACAACCAAUACAAAUUCAUCAGCGGGAGGAUGUACGUGGACGAACACUUCCCUGACGACACCAAGCAGAACGUACUGAACAUGUCUCGCAAUCUGCAGAAGACUUUCAAAUCAAUGCUCAACACGCAUGACUGGAUGCCAGAAGAAGAGAGGAAGGCCUGUGUCAAAAAGACAGGUAAGAUGGCUAUCGAAAUCGGCUACCCAGGCUGGAUAAAGAACAACACCAAGUUUGAAGCAGAGUAUGCCAAUGUAACUGCCAAGGAGGGCGAGUACUUCCAAAACGCCUUGAGGUACCGAGAGUGGAAUUCACGGCACGAACUGGCACACUAUGGGGACGAUUUGUCGGACACACUGUGGUCAUCUUUUGGGCCGACUGUUGUCAAUGCAUUCUACAACAGUUGGUUGAACGGAAUGGUGUUCCCGGCUGGCAUCCUUCAACCGCCUUUUUACCAUAAGGACCUGCCAGGGUAUUCCAACUACGGGUCUAUAGGUUAUAUCAUUGGACACGAAAUAACGCAUGGUUUUGAUACUCAUGGGUUGAUAGACACACGUAUAGGGGGUGAAGGCCCUGGGUCAGCCUCGAUAAGUCGUGAGUCAUUGGACAUAUUACGGCAGAAAGCUAAGUGCAUCGCCGAGCAGUAUUCAGAUUUUGUGAUGGAAGAAAACAACAGAAACCUCAACGGAGAACAGACACUGAACGAAAACAUUGCUGAUAACGGAGGCCUUAGAGAGGCUUAUAAGGCCUACAUGGACAACUUUCCUCACCAGCCUAGUCUUCCCCGUAUUCUUUUCACGGAGGAGCAGAUGUUCUUCCUGUCAUUCUCCCAGACCUCCUGCGGUUUAUUCACACCUGAAGGAGCGGACGAAUACAUCGAGGAUGACGUUCACAGCCCAGGUCGAUUCAGAGUCAUUGGUACGCUGCAAAACACCGAAGCGUUCCACGCUGCAUUCAACUGCCCUGCUGGAAGCUACAUGAACCCAAAUGAAAAAUGCAGGGUUUGGUAAUAAAAAGGUUUGCGGGCGCAGCCAGCCUGGCAAACACCAACCCGUCUAUCCUAAAGUGAUAAUCAGGCUGCCUCAACAAACUUUACUUGAUUCUACGUCUAUUAUUGUAUCAAUGUUUCCAGCAGUAAACGUGCAGUAGGUCUGGUUUGAAUUUUAGAAAGUUGGUACCACGUGACACCACGAACGUAGUAAAGGCUCUUUGUAUAGGGAUAAAUUUUUACUGCUAAGCACCCACAGGUUCGAACGGGUUCGAGUUUUAUUGUUUAGCUUAGAUUAUACCUGGAUAGUUUGUAUGUAAAACAUACUAUUGUAGGCAUUGUAUUUCUGGCAUGAAGCAAUAGUAGGCUUGCUUCUUCCUAUUGCAAAGUAGAUGCCGGUUGACCAGUUUUGACACACGGGAAAUGGACAGCAUUAAGGGUCUCUCCAUGCUGGCACAGUGCCAUUUCGUUCAGCAUCACGAACCGCUAAGCACCCACAGGUUCGAACGGGUUCGAGUUUUAUUGUUUAGAUUAGAUUAUACCUGGAUAGUUUGUAUGUAAAACAUACUAUUGUAGGCAUUGUAUUUCUGGCAUGAAGCAAUAGUAGGCUUGCUUUUUCCUAUUUUUUUUAGAGUAAAGAGGUUUGCGGUAGCAUCCCACAAGGAAAUCUCUUUUCAAGUAUGUGUGGUUCUGAAAGUGAUCAGAUGCUCAAUGUUCCGGACAGGAGGCUUUCUCCGUCGUCAGGACACUACAGAGGCUCCAUUGAUGAAGCAGUUUAAUAUGGUGUCUAUAGAGGCGGCGAGGUGUUAAGAGGAUGCUAACCCGGGAUUCAACUGGAACCAGGGUACUCAAGCAGGACGACCAGUCCAGAAGCUAGAAGAUCAUGAGGUGUGUCAAUCUGACGGAGGGGAGCGUGGGGAAAGUUGCCAAGAGCUUAAGAGACCAACAGGCUGGAAACAUGACCUAGGGUAUCGAAGACCCAUUGGACUUGGAUGUGAGGAUGCGUUUUUAUUACUUUACAUAGUGUGUAUAUACAUGUACUUCAUAAAUAUGGCAGUACUGCCUCAUCAGUUACUCUGCAUUGUGUAAAUGUAGAUGGUGCUGAAAUAAAUAGGGAUAACGGCAUUAAGAUAAAAACUGAUAGGAUUACUUUAUUACGUACUGGGAAUCUUAAAAAGUUGUCCAUGUUAACAGCCCCUUUAACAAUAAUCGCAAUUGUUUUGUUUAAACUUCCUGUUGAGAACAUUUGAGAUUAGGCUUGAAUAUUGUUAUUUACAGAAUUUAUUUCGAGCAGAAUUUCUAGUCAAGACGGGGGUCAACUGAAAUUGCCGAGAAUUAACAAAUUUAGGGACAUGAA
Messenger RNA from Acanthaster planci (crown-of-thorns starfish), 3900 nucleotides. RefSeq names its product membrane metallo-endopeptidase-like 1. NCBI's taxonomy places the organism in Eukaryota, Metazoa, Echinodermata, Asteroidea, Valvatida, Acanthasteridae. The record is from RefSeq and is a predicted model, not a curated record. Gene Ontology annotation, cellular component: plasma membrane. Gene Ontology annotation, biological process: protein processing. Gene Ontology annotation, molecular function: metalloendopeptidase activity.